Molecule: messenger RNA, 552 nt
Organism: Rotaria sp. Silwood2
Lineage: Eukaryota; Metazoa; Rotifera; Eurotatoria; Philodinida; Philodinidae
Source: the annotation of a GenBank genome assembly
AUGAAUAACAUUUGGCUGUUUUCUGCUAUCUUAUUCGUAGCUGCUUUCAAUGCAGUAAUUGGUUGUAAACAUGCGCAUUCUGCAGCUCUUUCGCAAAUUAAAUCUGUUAACAUUGGAAUUUCAUCAUCAGGUGGUUGCAGUAAUCGUAAUAAUGGGAAAUGUACAUCACUCGAUCAAGUCAAUUGUAAUGCUAUUCGUUGUUUGAAAACAUUGAAAACAUCUUCAGGAUGUCCUAUCACAGUUACUGGAGGCACAGAAACUGGCCAUGCUGGUGGAACAUAUUCGCAUUGGAAUGGAUACAAAAUUGAUAUUUCAGUCAAUUCAUGUAUCAACUCAUAUAUUACAAAACAAUUUGCUUAUAUUGGUCAACGAGGCGACGGUGCUGCUCAAUACAAAGCAUCAAUCAAUUCAUGUAUCAACUCAUAUAUUACAAAACAAUUUGCUUAUAUUGGUCAACGAGGCGACGGUGCUGCUCAAUACAAAGCAUCAAGUGGCAAUGUUUAUGCUAAAGAAGGCAAUCAUUGGGAUAUUACAUUCACUGCUCAAUGUUAA